Molecule: messenger RNA, 9651 nt
Organism: Labeo rohita (rohu)
Lineage: Eukaryota; Metazoa; Chordata; Actinopteri; Cypriniformes; Cyprinidae
Gene: cplane1
Product: ciliogenesis and planar polarity effector 1
Exons: 54
Coding region: 205-9327 (3040 amino acids)
Biological process (GO): cilium assembly
Cellular component (GO): ciliary transition zone
Source: RefSeq, a predicted model, not a curated record
CUCAGACGCGUCUGCUUCUAUAGCAACGCAGCGGGAAUCAUGGGAAUUGCGUUCACAGUUUGGAAAACCGGAAGUGGAGGGAGAUUCGAAAAACAGCGGAAUAAACAGACGCGGAAUGUGUUUAUCAAAGUCAUGGCAUGAUGCUGAAUGCUGUAGGAUACAGGCCGUCUGGACGUCCUCUGAAACUCACCAUCAGUGCCAAGAAUGGAAGUGAAGUUGGAGGUUUUGUUGUCGUCCAGCAUCAAGCGCAGGAAGCCAUGGCCCAGAUUCUGCUGGCUGGGCAGGGAGAAGGAGGGCGUUUUUCUGUUAGAUGACAAUCGGAUCAGCGAAAUACAUUUGGUUUCGGGACGGACCAAAAAAAAGAUCCCAAAACUUCAGCCGCUGCUGCAGAGAGUGCUGACCAUGUCAGCGUCUCAGAAUGGCAUGUGGCUGGUGGGUCUUCUAGUCUCUGGAGAACUAUUCCUGUGGAAUAAAGACAAGGAUUUGUUAAAAACAGUCUCUGCCGUUCCUGCGGUUCAUCAGCUGGUUUCUUCCAUCAAAGGUUCAUCGACUACAAUUCGUCUUUCUCUGCUGGUUUCGGAGAAUGCACAGAGAGUGUUCCUGGCCGCUCUCACAGGACAGGUGUUCCUCUGGGAAUGUACUUCACCUCAGGAUCUGAGCGGGCCACGGGACGCCACCAUAUCAGGACGCUGGAGUCAGAUAUCACGCCAAGAAAACAUCCAGCUGCCCUCCACGAAAGACAAAGAGGCUUCCAUCCAUAGUUUGUUUGUAAAGAACCAGGCAGUCGGUGACGUGUGUCUGAGCACAUUUGUCUUCACUGCUGAAGCGCAGCUCAUCGUCACCUUACUGAAGAUCCAGUGGGACUCGACGUGGGACAACAAACUCAGUUCAGUGGGUUUCAGUGUUCGCUGGAUCUCUAAGUCUUACCCGCUCAACCAGCUCUUGCCUCCAUGUAAACCGGUGAAGUCCAGAGGCGCUCUAGUCCCUGCCUUCUCCCCAGACGGUCGACUACUCGCCAUCGUCCUUAACCAGAAAGACCCGCAGGCGACGCAGGUGUUGUUCAUCAGCACUCAGAACUUUGUGACCGUGUCCAGCCGGUUAGGAGGAUGUGGCAUUAAAACACUUAAUAUACCAGCAAAAUAUGUCAGGUCGUACUGGGCCGGUUCUGUGAGCUGGACUCCAGAAGGUCUUUAUUUGGCCUGUGUGCUGAAGAGAGGCUCUCUGCUCAUGCUGGCGCGUCUGGGUGGACUCGUCUCUCUGUCCACAACAGGAUGCAACAUUGAGUUUGGUGCCGCCCACUUCCUGCCUCUUCACCCGCUGGUCACCUACAGACCUCCAGUGCCUUUGCCGACUCAAGACGGCAGCGUCUCCAGCUCCAGCGUGUCGCUCCGUGAUCCCAUGAGGCAGCGCUACUCGGUCACAUGGCAUCCUCGCCAGCCCUUCCUCAUCGUGUCUGACGGCUACAUGGUGACUGUGCUCAGGAUGAGCGAACGGCCGUCCGCUGCCGCCAUCAUGAGCGCCGCCCUGCUGGACGCUGCUCAGGGACUGGAGGACGUACGGAAGGCCCUGGGCUCAUCUCAGCCUCAGUUCAGGUCCAGGCUGGAGUCCAUGUCCACGCUGAUGUUCACAGGAAGUCUACUGGCUCUUAAAGAGAAAGAAACACCGCUGUCUGCUCUACCUCUGUACCUGCAGGAUACAGGAGACCUCACACAAUAUACUGAGAGAACUCAGGAUGAGGAAGACCACGAUUCUGACGAAGCUCCGUACACCUGCUCACGCAUGGAAGACGGAGGCAAGCUGGAGUUUGCGUCUAUGUUUGAUACUCUUCACGCUCAGACACAAACGCGUCCAGAGCCGUCGUCCUCGGGUGUGCAGGAGGAUCUGAGCAGGGUUCACAGGAACCUCACGAGAGCCUGGGCUCUGGGCGUUUCUCUGGGCGGCUCCAUGGAGCAGAGAGAGCGUCUCCUCAAAUACACCGUCCUCUGCGUCGCUCGCCUCAUAAACCUUCUCCGGGUCAGAGACUCAGCCGGCAGAAAGAGCAGAGGCACGUGGGUCACUCAUGCCCUUCACACCCUCAGGACGCUGCUGUCCUUCUUGCCGUGGGACGCCACACGCACCGCAGGUCGCGGCUGUCUGGGUAUCGCCGUAGAGCUCGCCAGAUGUUUUGUGGACAUCUUCCUCCCACUUUCGUCAGCAGAUGUAGCACUUUCCUCCCAGAACUUCAAUGCAGCACUCGUCGUCCUUCAGCAAGCGUCUCGCAGUGUGGAUCGCACCUACAGCCUCCCGCCUAGAGCAUUGCAUCAUGGGGAGGAUAGCCAGCUAAUAUAUUCCUCUGACAUGUUUUCUGUCCCACUGUUACAAGAAGAUGCUGAUGCUGAGACAGGAGCACAAUCAGCACCUUCUAAUAGAUUGGUGGUCAUUUGGCGUGAGGUGUACAGAAAGGCAUUGUGGUACCGGGAGGAGUUACGUCACCGCAAGGGCGUAAAAAAUGAGCUGGAGAAGAUAUCACUUAUUAUACCUCAAAUCCAGCAAGCUUUACAGUCAUCUGGAGAACGUCUUGAGGAGAGCCACACUCUGCGUAGUUUCAGUGGUGAACAGCACUUUAUUUCAGGAGAAUAUACAGAGUGUGUUCAGGUUUGGAGGGCUGAACUGAGGGCAGAGAGACAGAGAGCAGGUCCAAUGACGUGUUACCUGGAGACACGCUGCCGUCUGGCUCUUCUCUACGCGCUGCUCUUCCAGUAUCGACUGCGAGAGGCUCAAGGUCUGUGUGACCGUCUGGCACGUCAGUUACAGACUCAUGCAGGACGACAGCAAGAGGAAACAGCAGAUGAGCUGGUGUUUGAGGGUCCGGUGGGAAGUGAAGCGGCCUGUGCUGUGGUUCAGUCUCUGGGCAGGUUUAUGGCUGCAUACUUCACCAACCAGCCGCUCUGCAUACUUCCUCCACACAAUGUGGACGUGCUGCCACCUCUUCACUUACCACAUGAUGGUGGUGGACGUGUGGUAGAGUUGUGUCAGACUCGUGUGUCGCUGUCGGUGCGCUCCGAGCAGCUCUCGGCGGUGUGGACGGUGGAUUACGCUCUGGAGCUCCUCCUGCUGGGUGGCCUGAUACCCGAGGCCGCGUGGAUGGCACUGCGUCUGGGCGACUGGAAGAUGGCGGCCACCCUCGGCCUGGCCUACACCAACUAUUGCAGUGCACAUUUAGACAUGAGCAGCCUGCGGUGGAGAGAGCUGCACCUUCCCACUGAGCUGAAGCCUGCAGUGAUAUUCCAGGAUCAGCUGGAGAUGUUACUGGGCCGAAUGGUUGGGUCUGAAGGAGAUGCUAACACAGGCACAGUGGGUGUUGAGGACGUGGAUCUGGUUCAGAUGUCUGUGCAGGAGAUUCUGAAGGCGUCUGUCAUGGCAGAGGUGGAUGUCAUCUCUCAGCCUCUCACACGGCUGCUGGACGCAGCCAAAGAGCGUGCGGCAUCACUUCCUGCUCUGAUUCCUGCUGCGUUCUACCUGCCUGCUCCUCCUCUGUACUGUCCACAACCUUCACCGAACACACAGGACUCUGUGAGAGAUGCAGCUCUGGUUUUGGAAAGGGAGUCUCGCUGUCAGGUUUCUGGGCUGGUUCAAAAGGUUCUGAUGCUCUUCAGGGCAGCGCACAGCUCUCGACCCGCGGCGCAGUGGUACAUCAGCAGCCUGCAUCGCUGCAGACACUUACUGCAAAAGAUCAAGAAGAAAUCAUCUGAAACCAAAGACGAAUUUAUUCCUGAUGGACUGAAGAAAUUCUCCACUCAUCACGGGUUCUUCCAAUCAGGGCCCAGCAAAGACAUGGACAGCGUCACUACGCAAAUCAUAAUAUGUUUCCGUGAGUUGUGUGCUCUUUGCUGGAUGCUCCAUGUGAGGGACCAGCUCAGCAUUUCCUGUAGAAGGUACCAGGCUGCAAGGCAAUGGGAGAAAGACACCCAGGUCAGUGACACAAGUGUGUCAGGUCUGUGCGUAGAGGCUCUCUGUUGGGUGUGCCGUCUCCUGCCGUUCAGCCGUUUCCUGAAUGCAGAGGAAACCUUGCAGGACUUAGUGCUCAGCCUGGUGUCUGAACUGCCACCCAGUCGUGUGACAGCAGAAACUCUAGCCAGAGUGUUUCCUGAUGAGGCCGAGUCUGUUCGUGUGCCUCUGCGGGAGAAGUAUCAGUCACUGGUGCAGAGACUGAGACCUGUGAUAGUGCCAGACACCUCGAUAACAGAUGUGCCACCAGGAAGCGAGAGGGAAGAUGAGGGCAACGAUACCAUGAUGAUUCUGAUCCAGGAUCAGCUGAGGCAGCAACGCCGGGAGCUUCGGCGCCUGACAAAGUACCUUGGAGUACCAGAGCCGUACCUGUGGGAGAGGGAGGAGGAGGAGGACAGGGGAGGUGCUGCCUCCAUACUGAAGCGCCUUUCUCUGGGUACUAGUUUGAGUGACAGCACGCUGACGGACUGUGGGCGCCCCCUAGUGUACAGUGAAGGAGACACGGCAGAGACGCUGUCAGAGCCUCUUUCCCCAGAGCUGCAGACCAAAUCUGCACACAGCUCUAAGAUAGCAAAGUUUCUAGAUGCACCAGUGAAAUCAACACAAGACAGAAAAGAAGAUAAAAGAUCCUGCUCAGUGGAACCCAAAGCACACGAGUCGACCGUACCCACAGUGGGAACCUGGGAGUUUGAGCUGGAGGAUGAGGAGUACAUGCUCUUCCUAGAUUUAUUCCUCAGCUACAUGCUGGGAAAAGACAGACUGGAUGCAGAGGAGUCUGAACUGCCUUUACUGAGUAGCUUCUCACAACAGCUCCAUACUAGAGAGCUGCACUCAGCGACCUUUGACAUGCUGACCACUCUCAAACGGCGUCAGAAGGAUCGUAAACAUUGCACACAAUUACCAUUCUUUUAUGCCGGUCACUGCUUCCGAACUCUCCCGGUUACACCUGAACCUCCGGCGUCUGUCAAUCCGGUUCUGUCCGACACGCAUGCCGCCACAUCCCCUUGGGCUCUUCCUGCACUCCGUACUGGGAAAAAACAAGGUCUUUUCAGCCUUCGUCAAAACGCUAUGUUAAAGUCCAAAGAUGUUAAAGUGAAUUCAGUUGGCUCAGACGGCGAGUCCACGUCCUUUAGGAUCCUCCCGCAGGCUGAAUUAGAUGUUCAGAUGGAGCUGGACUCCUCGCUCGAGGCCCGGUUUCCUCAGCUGGCCCGGCUGCUGGAGUGGAUGAUGCGCUGGGCCGACAGACGGGUUCUGCUCUCUCAGCCGAUCAGAAAGACACCAGAGGGCACCAGUGAUUCGGUGGUCAUCAGGGUCAAAGCCUCGACCCCUGCAGUGCUGACAGCGCUGGAGCUGCUAGAGAGGCGGUACAGCGCCGCCCUGCUGGGAGAAAACUCAGAUCACUCCCAUAUUGAGCCGCUCCAUCAGAGGGAGGAGUCUGUCGCUCAGCCAAUCACAGGCUGGAGGCGGGACAGAGAAAGCAGCGUGGACACGGGUUACCCGGGGUCAGCAGGGACGCCCAUCACGCUCCCCGAGCUGGACGUCCAACACGGCCAGAGCCACGAUGUGGAUGACGCUGAGGAUGUUGUGGAUCAAACAGACGAUCAGCUGUCUGAACAUGAGGACACAAUGAUCUCUGAUGAAGAGCAGAACAUCACUGAGAUCAGAGAGAUCAGACAGACAUCUGACGCUGAAGACGUUUUGUUUACAGAUGAGAGCAGCGCCGCUGAUGUCACCGAGGCAUCAUUGGCCAAUCAGAGCAGAGCUCACAGAGAUCAGGCAUUAACACUGGCUGAUCUUGAGUGUCCGGACACAGAUGAGCAUUCAUUACAAUCACAAUCAGAGGGAAAUCACGUCUGUGCGACGCUGGACCGCACGGCCUUGACGCGCAGACCUGAACUCUCGGCUUCAGCCGGUGUUCAGGAGACAGACGGAGCGUCAUUACCCAUGAGACCUGGCGCUGAUCCGCCUCACAGCGAACCCCAAAUGCACACAGACCCUGUCAGACAGCUGCUCCAGGACGAGCUGUUCAGACUAGUGCAGCUGCAGCAGAUCAACUUCAUGAGUCUCAUGCAGGUUGUUGGGGCGUCUUUCUCAAACCUGCCGCUGUCUCAAGCCAUGCUUCAGUCCAAUGCGGUUUUACCACAGACCACUGCCGUACCUGCACAGCAGCCGUCUCAGCCCGUCUCUCUUACCCAGAAUGCCCAACACGCUGUAUGUGACGAUACCAACCUCCCAAUACGAGCCACCGGACCGGAAAGGGUUAAUAGCAGUCAGGAUGAUGACAGACGUCCUGUGAAUGUGAAUUCUGGAUCUCAUAUGAAUCCAAAUAAUGAGACCGAACAGAGAAACCCAAUUCAGGAUCAGUUGAGCAUUCGCUCAGACUGGCUGGAGGACGGUCAAUCUCACGGCAGGCGUUUUAUCCCAACGUCACAGGGGCUUCUGACCACAGCCGAUAAUCGCUCGUCUCUGCCGGCGUCCUCCAGCGGCGUCUCUGAAACCCAGCCAAGAGCGGCUCCAUUAUCACACGGACUCAGACUCCUGCAGCUGCAUCCUCCUCCACCGCUUCUGCUCAGACCUCCUCCUGCUCCUGCACCUCCUGCACCUCCUGUCCAGCUUCCUGUGAGGGAGGCCUGGGGUCCAAACCUCACUUCAUCUUAUGGAAACGUCCUCCCUGAACCGUCAUCCGUCCGGAGAGCCGAGGAUGGAGGCCGAGCGGCAUCAGUGGCUCCUCCGUCACACCUUCAGACGGGCCGCUUUAACGCUCAGAUGAGUCGAGGAGCUCAGGAAGCUCUCCAUUUGCCUCCUGCUCCACACAGAUCAAUUUCUGCCGUCGCUCUUCCUCUGCUGCGCUUCCACCCUGAGACCCAGCGGCCCGUGACACUGCCGCACAUCCCACAAUCCACCACGGCAAAGCCGUCCAGUCUGGGCGUCACAGCCACGGGCCAGUAUCCCAAAAUUCAGCUGCUGCACAGAGAGCCGGAUCCACCCGCCGCUGUUCAGCGUUUCAGCGCAGCUCCUGUACGAACACCUCGUCUCAUCCCGCUGCAGGAGCUGUUGAGAUGGACCGCAGCGAGGCAGACGCGCCCUGAGACCAAACUACAGCUCUUAAAGACAGAGCCCGUCCCGGAGAACAAGAGCACAAGCAGCCCGUCUGUCAAGAGACGGAAGAGGAGAGAGGAGAAAGACAAGGGGGACAAGAUUGGAGUCACUUUCAGACCAGAGGACUCCAUCAUUCCUCCAGAUGAGCCUGCAGAAGACGUGCCAGAUCAGAAUGAUGGUUACACCUUUCCUUUAGGCUCAUUUGACUCGGAGUUGUCGGGACAGCGGUUGUUGGAUAAGGCUUACGUCACCUCGGCUGAGCUCCAUGCGUUCGCUUCCACGCAGAAGAGACCUCCUGAAAGCCAGGACGCCUGUACAAACACUGAAGCGGAACCGUCUCGCUCCAUCACAGAUAAAGCUGUUUUUGUACAGCUUCCUUCAUCUCCCAGCAUGCCGUCUGCUCCUGGAGGAGGACUAAUAGAUGUUGCACCUGUAGUUCCUCCAGACGUGUUCUUGAAUCUUCGCUACUCUAAAGAAAACUCAACAGAUCUGGAGAGCAGAAGCCCUGUAGAGUCGAAUGCGGAUCCUAAUCCAGAGGGCCGGCGGUUCAUCAACGUGAUCGAUCUGACAGACCACCUUCUGCUUCAGAAUCUGCCUCCGUCGCCGCCCUCAUCUGCUAAGCUCCACCUACUAGCAGCAUCUGUUGUAAACCCCGCCCACAAUCCUGAUUUAAUCUCCGCCCCCAACAACACUGAGUACUUCACUGACAGUCCCGCUGGAGAGAUUCCAGGUCCCUCAGUAGUGUGCGUGUCUCCUGAACCUGUUCUCGGUGGAGACCCUGUGACUCUGAGCGUACUGACGGGCAUUAGGACGUCUCCUCCUCGCAGUCUGGAGCGGAUGUUGAUGUCCAGGAGUCAGAUCUCGGCGCGGCUGUCGGAGAUGGACGCUCAGCUGCUCAGACUGCAGAGCAUCGCCGAUCACAUGGACCGAGAAUUCGCCAACACCAGACUGCUGGUGAACACUAUUGAGACGCUGAGUCCCCCAAAGACGGCCAGCGCGGAGAAGAAACCUCAGUCCAGCUCUCUCAGAGUGAUUCAAGAAGUGAGGAGUUACUGUCCCUCACCACAUCCGGUUGGAGUGACGGCCGAACCGGAGAGAGAAGACGAGGAGGUUUUGUCGUCUUCUAUAGUGACACGAAGUUCAGUCCAUCGUGAGCGCUUUCCAGCGACAGUGAAACCGGAGCAGCAGGAGCGAGAUACCGAUCUUGAUUUGACAGAGUCUUUGCUUGAGAAUCCUGAGAGGCCGGCGGAGGAGACGCUCGGUGUGAGCGGCCUCAGUGACGUCAAGGACAUUUUGUGCGAGUUAAUCAGGGACGGCGCUUUGUCCCGAUCAGCGCUGGAUCUGUCCCGAUCAGGAACGCUUCAUCUGAGCAGGUCAGAGGUCAAGCCGAGCGGAGCCAUGAUGGAGGAGGAGCGCAGGGAUCUGAGGAUGUGGAUGAGGAGGAAACAGAGAGAACGACUGACAGAAUACAGAAAACAGAGAGAAGAGAAGAGAGAGAGAGAGCGCAGACCCUUCAUCUCUCCGCUUAAACACAAUCCAACAUCUGUAGAUCUGGCAACCAGCAAGAGAACCAAAGAAGAACGAGACAGGCUGGUUCUUCAGGAGCAUCAUGAGCAGAGAGCACGUGACGCCUGCAGUCUGAUCACUGACCUGCUCACCACACCGCUGACCCCGCCCACAAAACCACACCAGACCCUCAGGAGCACCAGUCAGUCCUCCGGGACGAAUAAGAGGAUUCCCAGGAGUCAUAGUGGACCACACGGACGCCCGGCCACGUCUUCUCUGGGAAAGACCGUCGUGCUCCAGAGGAAAUCUGCAGCGAAUGCACACGCUUCAUUGAGCGGCAGACUCGGCCUGCACAGACCAGCCAGCGCUCUUCCAGGCGAUCGGUUAUCCCAGGUUACCCGCCGUGGGAUGCUGUCUGACCCGAAAUCUAGACAAGAGACCAAGACUCUUCAUCAGAGGAAAAAUGGAUUCCUCUCGUCAACAGCAAAACAGAGAGCAGUAAAAGAGAAAGAUCAGGCAAAUGAGAGAGAUGCGGUGAGUCUGUGGAGUCCAGAUGAAGAGGCCCAACACAUCAGACGGGGCUUUGAGAAGCUCGAUGACGAGUUCACAGAUGCGGAUCUUCUGCGUGAUCUGGAUCUGGACGCUCUCUCUCAAAGCACCGGCAGCGUCCUGAGCAAACUGGACUGGGCCGCCAUCGAGAGGAUCGUAGCCGAUGAGGAGGAGGAGCAGCAGUGAAGAUGUUUUCCACAAGCAGCCAGAUGUUGUGCAGCUGCAGCUGUUGACUGUGAAUGAUUGUGGUAUUUGUGUAUGUGUAUCAUUUGUGUCUUGACUGUUUGAGUAAGUUGUCGGCACAGAUUUGUGCAGAAUAAACACGAUUCGCUGGCAGGUGCGUGCUGUCGUUGGUUCGCUUCCACGUGGAUUCAUUUCAGAUCGCAGAGCCUUCCAGAAACGAUUUGACCAGCCUUCAGAUGUCUUUACCAUUUAUUUUCUAUGUCAUUUUGAAUUUCUAAGAAUUGUUUACUGAGAAUCCUUUAAUAAAAUGUUCCUUAGGCACUUGAA